Dibothriocephalus latus is the source of this 576-nucleotide messenger RNA. NCBI's taxonomy places the organism in Eukaryota, Metazoa, Platyhelminthes, Cestoda, Diphyllobothriidea, Diphyllobothriidae. The record is from the annotation of a GenBank genome assembly.
CCACCACCCCGAAAAUCGCACUGUAGACGCAGCAGCGGUGCUAAGGUGCUUUCCUCUAUAAAGAAGAGUAUCGGAAGUAUCCGAAGAGCGGUGAGCGCGGAUCGGCAAGAUAAGAGCCUCGUCAGUAGCUUCAGUUCUGCAACAACCCGGAGCUGGAAACGACGAUCCUCAGAGUCUACUCUCUGUUCACCAAAGCUUUCUACGAACGUGGACAGAAAUGAAGUUAGCGCCAGCCAGGACGCCGUCACUUGCGUUCAACUGAAAACUUUCUCCGACAAAAGCUACCUCUUCCAGCUAAAACGCACCUCGACUGCUAUUCAAUUCGGAUUUUACAUUGCGAAAGAUGCCCACGGUUUAUAUGUCAGCAGGAUCAACUCUCCCGACUACUUCGCCCAGAUGAGUAAUUUUAUACAUGUCAGCGAUCGGAUCCUGGAAGUGCAAGGUAUCUCGGCUGCUGGACUGGACAUUGCGACCGUUAGUGGUCUUCUUCUAGGUUGUCAUAUAGCCACCUUUCGGGUGAAGCCAAAUAAGCCAACCGUCAGUACACGCAGUCGCAGUCCCUUCCGUCACAGAUGA